Molecule: messenger RNA, 1098 nt
Organism: Pelagomonas calceolata
Lineage: Eukaryota; Pelagophyceae; Pelagomonadales; Pelagomonadaceae
Source: the annotation of a GenBank genome assembly
AUGGCGACCACCUACCAGACGAUCCCGACCGAGCCCACGACUGCCCCCGAGAAGUCGCGUCGAGGCGUCUUCUUCGGCGUCGCGGCGGCCGCCUUCGUCCUCGGCAUGGUCGCCGCGACGGCCGUGAGCGCCGCGUCCAAGCCGACGGCCUUAUUCAGUUUCAACAAUAACGGACUGGGCCCAUACGAAGUUCAAUGCCCGAACUUGGAGACCGGGGGUUUUUGGCCCAUCGGUGAUGUUCGCUAUGACUGUGAUCGUGAUCAAUCUUAUAUCAAUUUCAACUGCCGUGAAGCGUGGGAGGCCUGCGAAGCAAUAGAAGUACAGCGUGAGCGUCCGGACUGGUGGGGAACCUGCGACUGGAUCGAAUCGAACAGCAACACCGACGGCGAGCAAGAGGUAUUUAACAUCGACGGGACAAAUCCGAGCUCUCCGUUGGAGUGCAUCGCUCUUGUCAAGGAGCAGUACCCAGACGCAACGAUCGCGAACGUCGACCACGGCUCGGGAGACGGCACCUGCUGGGCCCAAUAUGGUUCCACGCCGACGAAGGACAAUUUGGGCUGGAAGUCCUGCGUGCUCGCUUCCGUCCACGAACCUCAAGACCUCAAGUCCUUCCAGUUCGUCGACGCCGACGACACGCUCUAUAAAGCAGUCAACUUUUGGAUUUACUUUCGCGAGUCAGCCGAGGCGACGUACGGCCACAUCAAGGACUGGGACACGUCCCAUGUCACACACAUGAGUGAAUUGUUCACGGAUAAUAAUCAUUUCAACGACGACAUCAGCGCGUGGGACACGUCUCAAGUCACGACGAUGAAUUCGAUGUUCGAUGGUGCCUCGGCGUUCAACAAACCGAUCGGCAACUGGGACGUCUCCAAGGUGACGGAUAUGAAUGGUAUGUUCUACUUCGCCAAAUCCUUCAACCAGGAUCUCAGCGGAUGGGACGUUGGAAACGUCAAUGAUAUAACCAUAAUGUUCGACGACGCCUCGGCCUUCGACCAGGACCUCGGCUGGUGCAUGCAGAGCGACGUUCAGAUGAACGACGACGGAACCCCGUCCUUUAACGCGAGAUGCGGCAUCCACGUCAAGGGCGUCGACUGCUAA